Mycena indigotica is the source of this 915-nucleotide messenger RNA. RefSeq lists its product as uncharacterized. The transcript has 8 exons. The record is from RefSeq and is a predicted model, not a curated record. Lineage: Eukaryota; Fungi; Basidiomycota; Agaricomycetes; Agaricales; Mycenaceae. Bases 1 to 915 code for a protein of 304 amino acids.
AUGACUUCGCAGUUGCCACCUGACCCGAUCCUCGCGUUCGUCGUGCCGAUGCUAGCUCGCGCGCUCCAGGCGAAGCAACAAGAGGUCGAGACACUUACUGAGCGCCUCCGCGUCGUCAGCGAGACCGACACGCCCAAUUCGCUCUCGGACCCUGCUGCUGCGACUCAGCCUGCGAACCAACCUUCGGACGUCAUCGCACUCGAAACGGCACACGCCAAGGCGGUCGCCGACCUGGCGCUGGCGAAGUUCGAGGCCGAAGUCGCAUGCCAGGGGCAAGAUGCAGCGCGAAUGGAGCAGCAGCGGCUGCAAAAAGCCCUCGACGAAAAACAUGUGCUUUUCGAAACGGUCGCAUUGAAACUCGAAGGGGAGGUCCGCGCCCACCGCGAGCGCAUCGAGAAUCUGAAAAAGCGCGGGCAGCUCAUGGAGGCCGACAACAAGAUGAAAUCCAAGAAGAUCGCUAAUCUGGAGAGGAUAAAUGCAAUGCUGCGUCAGGAGCUCGACAUGGCUGAAGCACAGAACGAUGUCGCUGCGGAGAAAUAUGCGGUGCUCCUCCAAGCCAACGAGCUCCUGCGGGCCGAUCAUAAUGCAGACGUCACGGCGCAGGAACGGGCUAUGCCUUCGGUGAACCCGUUCCCACUGGCAUGUGGACCACGUCAGCGUAUUCAAGUUCCCAAAGUUGAAGUGGACAAAGUUGAAAAGGGCGCUCCAGAAACCACGCGGCCUCCCAGACCGGAACUGGCUCUCACGAUCCCUAUUCGUCCACUCGACGUCCCGCGGGCAGCGCACGCUGUGACCUCCAACCCAAGAGCGCAUUUUAUAGGCCCGAGAGCGCAACUCCCGGUCAUCCCUCUGACGUCUCGCGGGAAUCGCAGACGCUUGCAGCUGGUGGGUGCGCCCGCUUGCAACGAGGACUGA